CUAAUCAUGUCUGGUCGUGGCAAGGGUGGUAAGGGCCUUGGCAAAGGAGGCGCAAAGCGCCACCGCAAAGUGCUCCGGGAUAACAUCCAGGGUAUUACCAAGCCAGCUAUUCGGCGCCUGGCUAGGCGUGGGGGUGUGAAGCGCAUCUCUGGCUUGAUCUACGAGGAGACUCGCGGGGUCCUCAAAGUGUUCUUGGAGAAUGUGAUUCGGGACGCCGUUACUUACACCGAGCACGCCAAGCGAAAGACUGUUACUGCAAUGGAUGUGGUGUAUGCCCUCAAACGCCAAGGACGGACUUUGUACGGUUUCGGCGGCUAAAACCUUCACAUUUGGAUUUCUUCUUUACCCAAU
Otolemur garnettii (small-eared galago) is the source of this 351-nucleotide messenger RNA. Its product is annotated as histone H4. The transcript has a single exon. Gene Ontology annotation, biological process: nucleosome assembly. NCBI's taxonomy places the organism in Eukaryota, Metazoa, Chordata, Mammalia, Primates, Galagidae. The record is from RefSeq and is a predicted model, not a curated record. Bases 7 to 318 code for a protein of 103 amino acids. Gene Ontology annotation, molecular function: DNA binding; structural constituent of chromatin; protein heterodimerization activity. Gene Ontology annotation, cellular component: nucleosome.